UAGACUAAUUAUAAGAUACUUCAAUAUUGGUCCCAGUUACUGUAUGAGUCAGUCAUUGAUUUGAUCAAUGGAUGGAGCGUGGUGGUAAUUCAAUCGACUGACAGUUCAGGGUUGAGGGGAUCUUGACAGUAAAGAAAACAUACACCACUAAUUACAAUUGUGUCAAACUGACACUUAGCCAAGUCCAAUAAGUACCCCCUUAUUCAAACUCAACCCCUUGAUCUGCCCCCUGAAAACUUAGUGUGCCACUGUGCUUCCGUGAAGUCUUUUCGCAUAAAAAAUAACUAUGCCUGUGACCUGAAUGCCAGCCUUAGCUCAGUGGGCAAACACUGAUUAGGGUCAUCUGCAUGUCAGGGAAGGGAGCGAAACUGGUUCAAUACAAAAGUCUAAAAUAGCCGACUGAAGUUUUUCAUAUGGCCCUGGAUUCGUUUAUAUGAAACGGGAAAAUGUCUACAAAAAAAUCACAUGGAAAGUAAAUAUCUAAUCAAAUACAAUCUGACGCAGUAGCAUCGUGAAUUGAAUGCGCGAUAUUGUAUGGUCACAGAGUUGUCUGUGACUUCAUGAGCAGCAGGGAGAAAACAGCAAAGGAAAACGCUAACCUUUAUCGGGGAAAAUAUCUGAGAAAACACACACCACUGCAGCCAAGAGUGUUACGGAAUUCAACUUUCCGUGGCUGCCCGGUGGAAAAGAAUGCCAUUAUAACUUUCAGCAAAAAAAAAAAUCCUCAAACGUGAUUUUUUUUUUUUACAUGGGAGGAGAAUGACUGUCCCAGCUGAGGACCCGUAAAAAUAUACUGGUGAUCAUUUUGUUGUUAGCUAACUAUUUAGCAUGCCAGCGUCGUUGCCUUUUAAAAUAGCAUUGCUCACUUGCUAAAUUUUGUUUGGAAUAAUUAAAUCAGUUGCGAUUCUAUUUUAUCACACAUCAAGCUAGCUAGUUAUGUUCUGAGCUUUUAGCAUUGUGGUUCUCGUUAACAUUUUUAGCCACUUUUAAUUCAUUUAGCGUUAUUUACUUGCGCCAGCAUAGUUAUCUAAAAUUAACCCACACUUUUUUUUACCUGUUAUUUGCAUAGCUAGUGUUAUCAAAUUAUAGUAAUUUAGUUAUUUUCUUUACCGAUGCCAUACGAGUUUGUUUUACACACUUGAAGUAUCUAGCUAACUGGCUACUUAGCGAGCUAAUUUGGUAAUUAGCUACACUAGCUAGCGCGACCUGGUGUUCUGUGAACGAUGUACACUGGUCCUGGCGCUGCCUUUUCCAGUCUGCGAAAACAAUACUCUUGUUUUGAUAAGCCCAUUUGAACCACCGCAAGUGUGAUUUAUUAGCGUAUGACUCCAGCUAGAAAGGUGUUAGGACAUUUUGUUUGGUCUUUAUUUAUUUUGCAUUAUUUUGAAUGCAUAUUUUAUUCGCCGGACAGAACGCUUUUCUUCUUGUUUUAGCGUGAGGCGCUGUCUGCCAGCUCCAUAGUUAGUGGAUGUGUCCGUUGCUUUUUUCCCUCUGUAUGUUUCUUAGGGCUACACAGCUAGCUUGCCAGUUGCUUAGUUAGCAGCAUUUAUUCGCUAGCUUACCGUGGUUAUUGACAUCGGCGAGCAGCACAAACCGUUUAUGAAUGUGGAACUGUUUUGGAAUUGUAUUUUUUAGGUUAACUAGCUGGCUGUAAUUAAUUACUAUCAGCCAGUGGCGUAUGAUUUGCGCUGGGGGUUUCAUUGUUAGCUAGCUAUCUGGCUAAUUGUGUAAAUUCGAUUGUGAGGAAAGGACCUAGGUUUCUUUGAAAGUAGCUAUGGAUGAUCAGACGCGAAUGCUGGCAGGUCUCGCCGGACUCGGCGGGUUAUCACAAGGCGACGUUGGCGACCCAGACUCUGUUAGAAAACAGCUCGGUCAACCGCAACAAGACAUUGGGGAUAUUCUACAACAGAUCAUGGCCAUCACAGACGAAAGCCUGGACGAGGCGCAGGCCAGAUGCUGGCCAGAGGAGUCGCCGGCGCACUGGGGCGGAUCAGAUGACCCCGCAGAGGGAGGGGAAGCUGGGGGGGGCACGGCAGGGGGUGGCCUGCCGCUCAACUUCCAGCACAGGAAACACGCCCUGAACUGUCACAGAAUGAAGCCCGCCCUCUUCAGCGUUCUGUGUGAGAUCAAAGAGAAGACGGUGCUGAGUAUCCGAGGCAUUCAGGAUGAGGACCCCCCAGACCCCCAGAUCAUGCGUCUGGACAACAUGCUGCUGGCCGAGGGCGUGUCUGGCCCAGAGAAGGGCGGGGGCUCUGCUGCGGCGGCGGCGGCUGCAGCAGCAGCAGGAGGGUCGCCCGGCGCCGACGGAGGCAUCGAACACUCAGACUACAGAGCCAAGCUGGCCCAGAUCAGACAGAUCUACCACUCUGAGCUGGAGAAAUAUGAACAGGCAUGCAGUGAGUUCACCAACCACGUGAUGAACCUGCUGAGGGAGCAGAGUCGCACGCGGCCCAUCUCUCCCAAGGAGAUCGAGCGCAUGGUGGCCAUCAUCCACCGCAAGUUCAGCUCCAUCCAGAUGCAGCUCAAACAGAGCACCUGCGAGGCCGUCAUGAUCCUACGCUCCAGAUUCCUCGACGCCAGGCGUAAGAGGCGUAACUUCAACAAGCAGGCUACAGAGGUUCUGAACGAGUACUUCUACUCCCACCUGUCCAAUCCCUACCCCAGUGAGGAGGCUAAAGAAGAGCUGGCCAAGAAGUGUGCCAUCACCGUCUCCCAGGUUUCUAAUUGGUUCGGCAACAAGAGAAUACGGUACAAGAAGAACAUUGGUAAGUUCCAGGAGGAAGCGAACCUCUACGCAGUUAAAACAGCGGUGGAUGCUGCCAGCGUGUCGGCGCAGGCUAGCCAGGCUAACUCUCCGGCGACGCCCAACUCAGGGUCGUCAGGGUCAUACAGCUUGUCUCAUGCUGGCGACGCUGCUGCUGCCUACCUCGGCCUGCACCCCUUGAACCUCAACGGGGCUGGGGAGGCCGUCCUCAACAUCUCUCCCUCUCUGCAGCCCCAGGUGGAUACCCUGCACCAUGUUACACGCCUGACGGCAGGCUAUGAGGAGCUAACCACUAGCGCCCUCUACGCCCCACACCGCCUCGACACUAGCAACAGCUGGCAGGACAACACCCAACCCUCCUGUGUCACUUCUCCACCAGCCCCCCCUGGCAGUGUCCACUCUGACACCUCCAACUGAGGCACCCCACUUCCUCCACCCCAGAGACCUCUUUCUUUUGGGAUAUGCUCGGACUACCCACUUACACCCCCCCCCCCAUCCUCCUUCCUGCCUACCUCUCCACUACCGGUCCGGACUGGGCAACUCAUGCCAGGCGCUGUGUAUACACACACAUACACACUCUCAAACACACACUUCUGUGGACUGUUAAGAUGGACAAGUGAACAGAAGACAUUUACCUUCCACACUAGAGAAAUUCUGGAGGCUCGUUUUUGUCUUCAUAUUGAAUGAGGAGACUGACUGGCGCCUGAUCAUGACUUCAUAACCCCUCGCUGCCUCCAGGACCUUUGACCUUUGGGGAACUACUAACCCAACCUGGCUGUGUAGGGCAGGUGAUGAUCACUGUCUGUACAUUACCUGUGUAAAUGCUCAUGUCAACUCCACACGGGGUUCACAGCCUGUCCAUUACCUAUCCCUUGUGAGGUUCUGGUGUUGACGCGUGUGAUAGUGGUCACACACACACACACACACUCUCUGGCGAUACGGAUCACAAGACGAGCUCUGCUCACCUUGCUUGUACCAAAGUGAUGUCCUCUCUCCUCCUUCCCCCAACCUGAUAGUUUUCACCCCCCCCUUCUGUUCCUCUGAGAACCAACUGGUAACACAAAGACGCCGUUGUUGUUUCUCCCAUCGUUUAGUAUUGAGCGAGUGCUUUAUAGGUCAGAUAUUCACACACCACCCACUUUUACAACCCCUCGUAUGGAACGUGGACACAGAUCUUUCGAGCACAAACUUUUGCACCUUUUUACAGGUGCCGUCUACCUGGUGACAGUAGUACUGGGGAGUUGAGCAUACAGUUGGCCUGAGGGCAGGACUGAAGAUGGAGUGGGAAAUGAGCGAUCCUCUUUAGUCCUCCAGAGGUCGUUUCUAUUGCGUCCCCCUUCGGUUAGUCAUCAAAAGCUAUCGACUCUUUUGUAGGCGUUUACUUUCCUCUGUCAACUACUUUUAGUUGAUUGUAGCCUUUUUCUUUCUAAUGUUGUUUCACAAAGAAAUGCACCAGCCACCAAAUAAACAGUUUGUUUAUAGAACUUAAAUGUGGUGUUGAGACGGUGGAAUGAAAUGCGUUUUGGGGCAGAGAGAUGGCUAUUUCAUUGGGGGGACAAAAUGUGACAUGAAAAUAUUUGUGACCGUCUUCCAAUGCAUGUAGGCUUUUUAGGUGUUCAGUGAUGGCGCUCAUUUAAAUAUUCAAGUUAUUUAGCUUCUUCACUUUUGUUUUCUCAAAGACACAGACCAAAAAGGAGUAAUGCUGUAUGUACAGAGUUUCUUAGAUGUUUCAAUCGGGAUGGCUUAAUGAACACAGCCCAGCCUUGCCGUAUUCAUUAGGAACGGAACUGGCUGAAGUGGAGGGACUUACCUGAAUUUGUCCAACAAGAAAUGUUUUUGUUUUUUUGCCAUUGCUAAACAUUUUUGCUUACGGUACAAAACGUUUCACUUUCGGUGUACACUAAUGAAUAGGACCCUGGGUUUAUACUCUACCAAAUGGUCUCUGUCUGGAUCAGAACUUUCCUGGGGGCGUGCACCGAAGUGCGUGAAGUCAGAGGUUAUGGAGUACAUUCAGCCUUUUGUUCAGUAGGGCGAAAACAUUUUUAAAAUGAGUGAUACGGGUAGGUGCUACUACCUGAACUUAUCCAAUAGGAAUGCGUGUUUUUGGUUGCAAACCGUUUUGCUACGUUGUGCCCUACUGAACAGGACUCGGGUGGAAGUCCCCGGUCCAGACAGGGCUUAAACUCUCAUCUACUCAUAAUAAUCUGUCUUGCUCACAGGCCACACUACAACUUUGCAUCGUACCAAAAAUACCGGUUAUCAAGAUGAUUAUAUUUCACACACAAAAGUUGGUGAAUAAAAAGUUUUCCGUUUUGGGGUAGAGGGAAUUGUAUUUGUACUUGUCUUUUUAUGGUGUUGUCUGGCCUCAUGUCGUUUAAGUUUGGGGUUAUAUAUGGGGGGGGGGGGCUGUUUGUCUGUCACACCAGUGCUAAAGAAUUGAUUGUAUCGUUGCUGUGGAGACGACAGAGCAUUGUUGCUGUAGAGAGCACCUGUUCCAUGGGAAGGCAUGUUGUUUUCUCCCUUUACUCCAUCUCAGAAUCUGCUGGUAAAAAUGGAUCCUAUUGGUUUAGCUCUAUGAUUUGGCCAAUCAGCAAGGGCUUUACUCUGUUAACUGUUACCAAAAAGGUACCACUGGUUUUAUUACGAUAAACAAGGUAGUCUUCAGUUUCUCUGAUUUCAUUUUAUUUUCAUUCAGCUUAAAAUUGUUAUUUACAAUCAUACAUCAACUGUUAAGAGUACCGGGCAUUUUGAUAAAGGACAAACUAUAUAUUAAACAGAUAUACAUACAUCGUUACAGAGAACUCUUAUAUUGUAUUACCCAAAUUAGUGUCCUUGUUUACUGUUAUUAUAAACAUUUCAUAUAGCUUAUUAUAUCUUACCACUACUACACCAAAUUAGUCUUGUCUUUUUCUACCAGUCGUAAAUGGAUGUCACUGUACAGAUUGUGGAAUGUUCGUUUCUCUUUUUAUAAACCCUCUGCUUUAUUUUUGGGUGAGUUGCCUGAUUGUUUGGUCUUUAAUGUUCUCCUGAGGUUGGGGUCAAGUUAACUAUUAUUUUUUGAAUGAUUAUUUGCCUAUUUUAACUUGGUCUUUUUGUUAAUUGGGGUUAUGGGUAUUGUAGUUUUGUUUGGUACUGUGAGAAUUCCAAUGGGAACUUCUGUGAAACCGCAUUUUAGCAAUAACCGCUGAAUUAAUGCCAGCACCAUUGCUGGACAUCUUGCUAGCAUAUACCGUGAAAUGCAUUUAAUCGGCCCUUACCUCAACUGGGGAGCAAAGUCUCUUUCUCUCACAUUUUUAGAAAUCCCUUAUCCAUUUAACUUCGGCCAUUUUGUCUGGAUUGACCCUUUUUUUUUUCUUUUUUUUUUCUCCAAGUAUUUUAUACUAACGAUACAGUUAAACGUAAAAAUGGAGCUAUUCCUAUACAGGUUGAGCCAAUAGUGAGUCACCUACUGUAGGAUUCUACCACAGAAUAUUCUAUCUGCGACCGUAGAAUUCCACAGCACCAAAUCAAACGAUACAUUAAACCCUUUUAAUGUGUCACUUUGUUUUGUUAGUAACUUUGUAUAUUGCUCCCUCUUCUUCGUCCCCUUGUAUUUUAAAUACCCCCUCUCGUCUCUACCUCUUUCUCUUGUAUAUAAAACCCCACUGUUUCAAGACCUGCGAGUCUGUACGAACUUAUUUUAUACCUCAACUUUAGAAUUGUUCUAGAACGAGUAAAAAGAAUGACAAGUUGUAGUGUUCCUUAUUAGAAGAAAAAAAAAUGAAUAAAAUAAUUGUGCUUUUCAUUA
Oncorhynchus nerka (sockeye salmon) is the source of this 6551-nucleotide messenger RNA. RefSeq names its product pre-B-cell leukemia transcription factor 1-like. The record is from RefSeq and is a predicted model, not a curated record. NCBI's taxonomy places the organism in Eukaryota, Metazoa, Chordata, Actinopteri, Salmoniformes, Salmonidae. Gene Ontology annotation, biological process: regulation of transcription by RNA polymerase II; embryonic organ development; animal organ morphogenesis. Gene Ontology annotation, cellular component: nucleus. Bases 1775 to 3181 code for a protein of 468 amino acids. The transcript has 10 exons. Gene Ontology annotation, molecular function: RNA polymerase II cis-regulatory region sequence-specific DNA binding; DNA-binding transcription factor activity, RNA polymerase II-specific.